GCGAGCUUUCAGCGGCCACUCGGCCGGGGAUGGGCAUGGAGAUGGGGUGUACCCCGACAGUCCGUCCCGAGAAGUCACCGCGAUCACCGCGAUAUGGCCGUCGCCCCGAGCAAGUUGUUGGAGAGGCCCUUGAAUCGCCUGCAUUGUUGCGUCCUGCACAGCCGUCCAGGACAGAGCUGCACCCAUGCCCUGCUUUGGAAUAUCUACCGCAAUCAUGUGUCGAGUGCCAAAUAUUACUCCCCCUUGCUGCUGCUGCCUCUGGUCUUGAAGUGGCGCAAGGUAUCCAAAGGAACGAUCCUGGCUAUAGUGAAGAACUAUGUGCAGUCCGUCAGCUUCGCCUCCUGCAUCAAUGCGUUCACGUUUUACUUCAUGUGCGUGGCCCGGCGUCUCAACGGGCGCUUCGUGUUCAUCUACACCCCCUACCUGUCGUGCUGGCUGGCCUCUCAGCUCAGCUGGUGGAUGCCACCGCAGGUUCUGCUGUACUUUUCGACUGGCAUUACUCAUGCGGCCUUGGAGAGCCUGCUACGGCAGUGGGACCUUGGUCUGGUGCAUUCGCGUUGGGGCCAGACGAUGGUAUUCAUGCUGAGCUCCCUAGUGGUCUUGCACUAUCAGCAAGCGCAAAAGUAUUCGGGUUUCUGGUUCAUCAAGCCAACGCCCUUACCUGUGGACUACCCCAAAUGGUCAGCGGUCAAGCGCCUCCGGCAGAGUCUAACCCAGUUUGGAACUUAUCUGGGAAUUGGUUUAGCACUAGACUUGGGGCACGCCAUAAUGCGCCGAAACCUCAUGCGUCUGCGACUGGAUACAACUCGAUUCUUGGUCGGCUACAUGGGCCUGUUUCAAUUGAUGCAAUGGCUAUUACUGAGAAUGAGGCUGAAGCGGAGGCAGGCGAAUGCUGUGGCCGCUUUUGUCAGCGGUGUAUCCUUUGCCCUGCUCAAUCGCACGACCUUAAUGACCUUUGCCAUGGUCACAGCCAGCCAGGUGAUCUGGCAGCAGGUCUGCUCACGGGACCCUGGCAAAGAAAAGCUACUGGCCUUCCUACAGAAGAUACCCUGGGCCAAGCUGUUGAUACCGUGCAGUCUGGCUUAUUUGGUGCACACCUUCUUUUUCCACGAAGAUAUUCUCAACGGGCUGGCCAGGGACUUCAUUGACUGCACCUGCGACCACAAUGGCCAGCGUUUGCUGAACCUGAUGAAGCUACCCAACGAAAAUGUCAUACUAACGACUGUCAACAGGUCUCCAAGAACAUCAUUUUGGUUUUAGCAUAGACCAACAUA
Molecule: messenger RNA, 1274 nt
Organism: Drosophila persimilis
Lineage: Eukaryota; Metazoa; Arthropoda; Insecta; Diptera; Drosophilidae
Exons: 5
Coding region: 94-1260 (388 amino acids)
Source: RefSeq, a predicted model, not a curated record